Messenger RNA from Saccostrea echinata, 3082 nucleotides. RefSeq names its product iron-sulfur clusters transporter ABCB7, mitochondrial-like. The transcript is spliced from 15 exons. The record is from RefSeq and is a predicted model, not a curated record. The coding region runs from base 40 to 2133 and encodes 697 amino acids. Gene Ontology annotation, cellular component: mitochondrial inner membrane. Lineage: Eukaryota; Metazoa; Mollusca; Bivalvia; Ostreida; Ostreidae. Gene Ontology annotation, molecular function: ATP hydrolysis activity; ATP binding; ABC-type transporter activity. Gene Ontology annotation, biological process: transmembrane transport; intracellular iron ion homeostasis.
CUAUAUGUACUCACCGGAAGUGAAAGUACAGCUGAGGGAAUGACAGGCCUUGCAAAAAUACUGCAAUGUAGACAAUGUUCACAUAGAAUUCUGAAUUUAAAACCCUUAUGCCAAAGCAGUGUACCAAAAUACAAUCUAUGUAGACAGUAUUUACAUAAUUUCAAACCCGGUCAUGCUCCUGAGAAAGCUGUACUUGGAAGCUUGUGUCAUGAAAAUACUUUUCUGAAGCGCUCUUGGAAUAAUGCUGUUGUUGAGGCGAGAGUUUUAUCUACAAAGCCUGCAGCUAAAAAGGAAGAUGAGAGAACUCCUGAUGUCACCAAUAAAGAAAUUCGACGAUACCUUCUUAGUUUUAUCUGGCCUAAAGAUGAUUGGUUCAUCAAACGGCGCAUCAUAUUAACAACCUCGCUACUUCUUGGCUCUAAGGCCAUCAAUAUUUGUGUGCCAUUUAUAUUUAAAUAUGCAGUAGAUUACCUUGGAGAUAAAGAAAACUUCCUGGACUUGACCAGUGCCCCAACUGCUGUCUUAACAGUAGCUACAGGAUCCAUGUUAAUCUAUGGCAUUGCCAGGAUUUUGUCCACAUUCUUCAGUGAGAUGAGGAAUUAUGUAUUCAGUGAAGUAGCCCAGAGUUCCAUGAGGAAAGUUGCCACAAAUAUUCUGAGGAACAUGCUGUACAUGGACCACAAGUUCCACUCCUCCAAAGACACCUCAGAUGUGUGUGAGGCCAUCAGCAGGGGCACAGAAGGAAUGAACACAAUGUUAAGGAUGUUAGUUGUGAAUAUCAUUCCUUCAGUACUGGAAGUUUUGCUUGUUUCUAGCAUUUUGGGUUAUAGGUUUGGUUUGACCUAUGCAGCUAUAACCUGUGGAACUAUCAUUACCUAUGUAGUGUUUACUCUCCAAUACACAGAAAAAAGGAGUAAAAUAAGGCGUAGUAUGAAUAUGGCUAAAAAUGCAACAAGAAGUAAAGCCACAGAGUGCCUUCUGAACUAUGAACUUGUAAAGCUUUUCAACAACGAAGAUUAUGAAGCUAAGGUGUAUGACAAACUGACUGGGAAGUAUAUGGAUUUAAGACAGCUAACAAUGAAGACUCUGGCCUUGUUAAACAGUGGACAGAAUCUAAUAUUCUCCAUCGGCCUCACAGGUGUCAUGGCACUGACUGCUCAAGGAAUUACACAAGGUACUGCCACCAUUGGGGAUCUGGUGAUGGUCAAUGGACUCCUAAUUCAACUCUCCACCCAGCUAAACUUUGUUGGAUCCACCUACAGAGAACUGUCAGAGUCAAACAUUGACAUGAAGGAGAUGUUCAAGCUCAUGAAAAUGGAGACCAGUAUCAAGAGUCUUCCAAAUGCCCCACCACUGUUUGUUUCCCCUGACUCUGCCUCUAUCGAGUUUGACAAUGUUCGCUUCGCUCACUCGGAAGAGAGGCAGAUUCUUGAUGGACUGUCUUUCUCUGUUGAACCAGGGAAGAAGGUGGCCAUUGUUGGAGGCAGCGGAUCAGGGAAGUCCACCAUUGUUAAGAUGCUGUUUAGGUUUUUUGACCCUGAUGAAGGUAGAAUCCUCAUUAAUGGACAGAACAUCAGGGACCUUGACCUACAUAGUGUUAGGCAAGUUAUUGGAGUUGUACCACAGGACUGUAGCAUGUUAUUUAACGAGACCUUGAUGUAUAACUUACAAUAUGGAGACCACAACAAAUCUCAGGAACAAGUUAUGGAGGCAGCCACCAUGGCACAAAUUCCUCCCAAACUUCUCUACAAUAUGGAGAUGAAGUUAGGGGAAAGAGGAAACAAACUUUCAGGAGGAGAGCAACAACGAGUUGCCAUAGCCCGGAUGUUAGUUAAGGACCCCAUGAUUAUAGUUUAUGAUGAAGCAACAUCAUCUCUAGAUACUAUUACAGAACAGAUGAUUCUGUCGACUCUGAAGCGGGUGACAGAGGGUAGAACCACCCUAGUGAUAGCACACAGACUCUCUACCAUUGUGGAUGCUGAUGAAAUUUUAGUGAUACGUAAUGGCAAGGUUGCAGAGAAGGGCAGCCAUUAUGAACUCUUAGCUAAUCCUGAUAGUCUGUAUGGACACUUAUGGACUAAGCAAAGUCACAUAGCACAAGGGCACGUACCAGUUUUAGAUGACGUACAUUAAUUUAUGUGUUGUUUUAGUUUUAAUUAGAUAAAAAUGAAGGAAUUUGUGAGGAUGUCAAACAAUUUGUACUUGUUCAAACUGAUGUAACAUGCUUUUUAUUUUGCUUGUCAUCACACAAUGAGUAAACACAAGAUGCACUUUGCUGUGUAUUUAUGUAAUAUUCAUUUUUUAAGAAGCAUUAGAUAAUUUAAGAUAAUUUAAGAUCCACCAAUAAAAUCAACACCUCUUUUCUCACUGGCAUUUUAUUACAGGGUCUGCCAAAUGUGUCAUUUUAAUUAAUGUGUCUGAUUUGCUCGGACAUGAACAAUGAAAUUAUAUAGAGGCAAACUAUAUUGGAUGAAAUUAUUUAUAGAGAUGUGAAAGUUUUUAUUUAUUGUAUUGUCUAAUGGCUAUUGCUUUUAUCUAAUGAAUACCACAAGCUGUACAUGUACAUUUAUGUUGAACAUAAAUUAAAAAUGCUUAUAAAAAUUAAUGUAUGCUUCUCCCACUUUUGUUCUUAAAUUUCUGUUCGUUUUUAUCAGAAAAAGGGUUUGAUAGGAGAAAAGAAAUAUUUAGAAUUUGCUGUAUUUAUUUGUUAAGCCAACUUCUGAAAUAUGCAUGAAUGAACACAAGCUGUCCAUCUAGUGGGAAGAUUAUGGGUUUAUUUGUUUUUUUCAAUGUCUUGUGAAAUGAUGGAUUGAAACUCUCAUGCACUUUUAUGAUGUACUCCAUCAAGCAAUCAAGAACCUUUUGGAAUUGAUAAAUUUCUUUUUUUAGGAGUUUAUUCCUUUCCCCACCACACUCCCUUUUCUAUUCAUUAUUUAGGGUUCCUUAUUCCAGGAAAAUUGUUUGUGUUUGAUGUUAAAAAAAAUGGAGAUAUAUAUUUAUAUAGGUUAGAAAUGAUCAUUCUACUGGUGUUUCAAACUGUGUGAUUCAGUUUGUUUACAAUAAAUCAUUACAUUAAAAGGCA